Molecule: messenger RNA, 1455 nt
Organism: Entamoeba invadens IP1
Lineage: Eukaryota; Evosea; Mastigamoebida; Endamoebidae
Exons: 1
Coding region: 1-1455 (484 amino acids)
Biological process (GO): protein phosphorylation
Molecular function (GO): ATP binding; protein kinase activity
Source: RefSeq, a predicted model, not a curated record
AUGAAAAAAGGCUUUGAUAAGAAGCACAGUCAAAAAGGAGCCAUUAGUUCGACACUCAACGAUGUGACUGAUGACUUGGAUAACAUAAACACAUUCACAGAAAUAUUUUAUGGGCAACGAUCGACAGCGACGUUGUCUGGUCAAAAUGUUGAAAUAACACGGAUAAGUAAUAGGAAUUGGACAGCCGAGGAGAUUCAAAAAUACUUUACACUUCAGUCCGAAGCGCGAUUUAAAGGAAUGAAAUAUUUAGAACAACCGAUUGGGUUGUAUCAGAUGACAAGUGCUGAUGAAGAAUUGUAUUGGGGUGUUGUCUCUCAAAUCACUGAGUGCACGCUCUUCAAAUACAUAUUUGAGCGUAAGAAUACCAUGUGGAAAAAUCAAAAACUCACUUUAACAGACAAAUUUGAAUUGGCGUUGAAUUGCACGGAGGCAGUGACAUCCCUCCAUCGACUUAAUCAGAUCCACGGUACUCUCGGCAUCGACUGCUUUUACUUGGACGACCACAAAUGCGUCACUUUAGAACACUUCGGGUUGCCACCCAAGUUCUAUAGAAAGUGUCAACUCUCGCCAACUCCUUCAUACGAGUCAGAUAUAUUACAAUUGGGGGUGGUCAUAUACCAGAUAUUCACUGAAGAAUACAUCGACAUCGACACUGCAAAGUCAUUACCAACACUUCCUCGCCAACAAGAGGAGAUUGCGCUCAGUGAAGCGCGCGAGGACGAAGUCGAGAAGGUGAAAGAAGAACUUAAAAAUGAUGACCAAUUGCAAAACCUCAAAAAGACGGUGCCGUUCUUAUUGGAGAAAUUACUUGCGGACGCUUGGAACAGUGACCCAUUCCAACGCCCGACUGCGGAGGAGUUUUUGAUUCGAAUGGUCGAUUCCUCACUAGUGAGUGAAUGUGGUGGGUUCUGGGGUGCAGACUUCUGGGUGUAUGCGUUGAAUGAGAAUGGGGUUAUACCAGAGAAGACGAUGCCCUUUGAUACAUUUGCGAGUAAAGUAGCGGCGUCGUCUGCUAUUCCAAUUGCGGAUAUCAAAGAGACUGAAAAACUCCUUGGAAGUGGAGGACAAAUCACAACGACAGAAUUUGGAAGAGCAGUCUUCAUCUUCGACGACUUCUAUAUGAACAGCGAGAAGAUGCAAGACAUCGUGAAUUUGUGUAAGGACGGGUGCUUGAUGUUUGUCGACUCGAAAGAAGCACAAGCGAAACUGAACGGAUGCACCGAUGGAGUCUUCUUAAUUCGACCGAGUAAGACGGACCCGAAUGCGCCAUUCACGUUGUCGAAAAGAACGGAUGGGAAGACUGUUCAUACAAGAAUAUCGAAGAAGGAAGGGUUGUUUGUGAUUGAGACGAAAGCACAUGAAUACAAAAACAUGUUAUUGAUGGCGUUGAUUGAAGACUUGAAGACAAAUAAAGUCAUCACAACCUCCGUCGAUGGAGGAGACUCAAUUUACUAA